GCAGGGUGGAGACUCCUGAGGGGGCUGGUUUCACUCGCUCUCACUUCCCUGUCGGCACAGUGUGGAAGACGGCAGGCACCGAGGCAGAGCCGGACACUGACUGAACUCCCACCAGCCUCUCAUUCAGGAGCGAAAGAAUGCUUUACACUGAGUUACUGCAGUUGUGGGACAAGGCGGUGCAGGCGCUGGAUGCCAAGGACUGGCAGGGGGCUCUGGCCACACUCGAGCAGAUCAGUGAACCCACAUCUCGCACCCUGUUCAACGCUGCCUCGGCUCACCUGGCUCUGGGACAGCUGGACCUGGCCCUGAAGGAUUUAGACCUCACCAUUGCCAAGGAUGAACGUCUUGCUGUUGGCUUCUUCCAGAGAGCAGCAGUGAUGAUGCAGGUUGACAGGUGGGAAGAGGCUCUGUCAGACUGUAUCUGGGCACAGAAGCACAUGAGAGGAAACGCGGUCAUUGACUACAGGCAGCUGGGACUGCGAUUCAAACUCUACAGCUGGCAGGUGUUAUAUAAUGCAGCAGCUGUGUACUGUCGGAUGGGCCAGUGGGGGCAGGCCAGGGAGGUCCUGCUGUCAGCUUCCCAGGAGAGAGGGGGAGGUCGAGGGGGGUACAUAGAGGUGGCUUUGGACACCGUAAUGCGGGAGGAGAUCCUGGCCCCUCUGCUGGUGCCUGAGGGUGUGGUGUUUCGUCCCAGGAAACAGGAUGUGGAGCAGCUGCAGCAGCGAGACUUCCUGGGCAAAGCAAAGGUGAUUUCCUCCAUGAUUCCCAAUGAUGAUUUUGGAGGCUUUGAACCUCUGAGGCUGCAGAAACCUGGUUUCUAUGAGCCCAAGGUGGACGGAACAGACGAUUCUCGAUACAUGCGCAUGCGGACCCCAUACAUGGCUCGGGGCCCAGGACAGCUGACGGUGCCAGGAGGGGCCAUGGUCUUUUUAUUUGGCCAGGAGGACAGGGAUGGUAUGGCGACUGUGAUAUAUGAUGGACAGAGAGGACUUCUGCCAGUGUCCCUGCUUGAGCCUGCAGAUGUCAAGACGUCCAAAAGCAAAAAGGAGAAUAAAAUUCCCAGUGGGAUCCCUCUCCCACCAGGACUCAAGCCACCCACUCGGCCAAGGGCGCAGCCCAGCCCUGUAGCUCCUCCUCAGGUACGCUUUCCCUCAGACACUCCACCUCCAUCCUACACUACAGCCACCCACGCACCGCUGCCAGCCUCAGAGCCUCCCAAGUACACAGCCAACACAGCCAGCCACCAGCACGGUGGCACAGCUCAGGGUGCAGAGGCGGGCUCUGUGGUGGUGAAGGUCCACUACACAUACACUGUGGCUCUGUCUGUCCCUCUGGACACACCGUACCAUGAACUGAAGGAACAAAUCGCGCAGAAAUUGGGCCAGCCAGUGUCUCAGUUGCGCCUCAGGCAUAAGCAGCAUGGCUCCCGGGUGCUGACACCUCUGGAUGGAGAGGUGGAGCCGGGCCACACUGUGCAGGAGGUGGCUGAGGCUGGCAGAGCCACCCUGUGGUGCCAGACAGAACACCCCCUGCCGAACCGUACCAUCCUCUACCAGAUGGUGGCGCUGUAUGACUACGCUGCUGAGGGCCCAGAGGACCUGGAGUUCAGCGAAGGAGACACCAUCGACAUCCUGGGCGAAGUUAAUGAGGAGUGGCUGGAGGGACACUGUGCAGGAAGUAUCGGCAUCUUCCCCAGCUGCUUUGCCUACAGGGAGAACGCCAACAUCACUCAGAGCCUUGAGUUAUAAAAGCAGGCGUGUUAGUGUGCAGUCAUCUCGAAUAAAUGAUAUAACCUGCGAACGGUUGCUGUUUACAGCCUACCAACAACCACACAACACCCUUACAGGGACAUGCAGCGCCCUCGGACUCAGACUUUAUUGUGCUUUGAACACAAUUCUUACUCACAUGAUAUCACUGUAAUGCUGCUGUAGUGGCUCAGAGUACGGCCACGGUACUGAGGAGCAUGUUUAUAUUAAACCUGCUGUACUUUUCUUGUUAUAUCCCAUGGUAUCACUGUAAUAUUCCUCUUGUAUCCUACUAUAUCCAAAUCUGGGUUUAUACUGAUCAUUAUGAUAUUUCUAGUUUCUGAUUAUCCUGGUUCGGCAACUUUAAAGUGUGGUGAGGUUGCUCUGUAGCAAGGGAUUAAUAUUGUAUCCUGCAUCCUAAUACAUUUUCUUAAUGUUGUUUAUUGCAUCUCAAUGUGUCCUUAAUGAUUGAAUGAAUGUAUCAUGAAUUUAUUAGUGAUAUAGGAUUUACAUACACUGGCUAUAAAAAGUGUUUAUGCAAUGUGAUGGUUUUACAACAUGGAAUCCUAGUAGCUUCAUAGGUUUAUGCUAUUGUUUGGUAAGAAAAUACUCAAAAUGAUCAAACAACAUUCUACAAUUUCAUAUACAUUGGUUAAAUAAACUGGGAGAAAACUACUGAAUCCUAUGUUUAUUUAAAGUGUGUUUACUGACUAUAGUUUUACAAAGUGUUCCUGAGCCCAUGUGUCGUAAUCUCGCUCCAGCCUGGCUUGUGAACCACUGAGCCUUUCCAGGAUGCCCCUUUCAUACCCAAUCAUGA
Messenger RNA from Chelmon rostratus (copperband butterflyfish), 2562 nucleotides. It is a transcript of the gene noxa1, whose product is annotated as NADPH oxidase activator 1. The coding region runs from base 138 to 1748 and encodes 536 amino acids. Gene Ontology annotation, biological process: superoxide anion generation. Gene Ontology annotation, molecular function: protein binding; superoxide-generating NADPH oxidase activator activity. The transcript has 16 exons. Lineage: Eukaryota; Metazoa; Chordata; Actinopteri; Chaetodontiformes; Chaetodontidae. The record is from RefSeq and is a predicted model, not a curated record.